Messenger RNA from Oenanthe melanoleuca, 2388 nucleotides. RefSeq names its product histidine decarboxylase (gene HDC). Gene Ontology annotation, biological process: histamine biosynthetic process; L-histidine catabolic process. The transcript has 10 exons. Lineage: Eukaryota; Metazoa; Chordata; Aves; Passeriformes; Muscicapidae. The record is from RefSeq and is a predicted model, not a curated record. Gene Ontology annotation, molecular function: pyridoxal phosphate binding; histidine decarboxylase activity. Bases 549 to 2204 code for a protein of 551 amino acids.
UCACAGUCAUUCUUUCUUGUUCACUGAGUCAAUAUAAUUAUUUGUUUUAACCUACUAUAUGUUUUUGCAUAAAUGAAAAUUGUCACUUAAAAAAUACCAAUCCAAAAGAACAUAUAAGAACAAGCCUUACAUAGUAGUAGUACAAGGUGAAUGAAGAAAAGAUACUAGAAAUGUCUGUUUUCAAAUUCUUUGCAUAUCCCACUGUGAGCAUUGUUCCUUGUCAUCUAGUCUCAGUGCCAAGACUGUUACACAAGCAAAGUAAGCAAUAGAGCAGUCACCAUCCAUGACUGCAGGCUAGAUUGGGCUCCAGUCCAGUUUUCCUGCUCCUUUGAGAGAGCACACUUCCUAUUUUUCCUCUUCUGAAAAUAAUUGUUUGGUGGCCUGGGCCAGAAUAUCUGCGUAUUUUGUAUCCUCCUGCUGCAGCUACAGACUUAUGACUCUGCACACCGCAGUGGUUUCUGAAGCCAGUGUUUUUCCCAGUGCCAAAGUUGCCCAGAUUUUCAGAUGUGUAUCUCUGGGCCUCCAGCCCAGCCUGUACAGAACUGGAAAUGAAUGUGAUGGAUUGGUUAGCUAAAAUGCUGGGCCUUCCUGAUAAAUUCCUGCACCACCAUCCUGACAGUGUGGGCGGAGGAGUAUUACAGAGCACUGUGAGUGAAUCAACCUUGGUUGCACUGCUGGCAGCAAGGAAGAACAAAAUUCUGGAGAUGAAGGUUUCUGAGCCAGAGGCUGAUGAGUCCUCGCUCAAUUCUCGCCUCAUCGCUUAUGCAUCUGAUCAAGCACAUUCCUCUGUAGAAAAGGCUGGGUUGAUUUCUCUUGUGAAGAUAAAAUUUCUGCCUGUGGAUGAGAAUUUUUCCCUCAGAGGUGAAACUUUGAAGAAAGCCAUUGCAGAAGACAGAAAGAAAGGCCUAGUGCCAGUCUUUGUGUGUGCAACUUUGGGUACAACUGGUGUCUGUGCUUUUGACAAUCUGUCAGAACUGGGUCCAGUUUGUGAUGCUGAGGGACUCUGGCUUCACAUUGAUGCUGCAUAUGCAGGAACAGCAUUUGUAUGUCCCGAAUUUCGAUUGUAUUUGGAUGGAAUUGAAUAUGCAGAUUCCUUUACUUUCAAUCCUUCAAAGUGGAUGAUGGUCCAUUUUGACUGCACUGGAUUUUGGGUUAAAGAUAAAUUCAAGUUACAUCAAACCUUCAGUGUUAACCCUGUCUACCUCAGACAUGCCAAUUCAGGAGCUGCAAUUGACUUCAUGCACUGGCAGAUUCCACUGAGUCGUCGAUUCCGUUCGUUGAAGCUGUGGUUUGUGCUGCGUUCAUUUGGGGUGAAAAAGCUUCAGGCUCAUGUCCGACAGGGUACUGAAACAGCCAAAUUCUUUGAAUCUUUGGUUAAAAGUGACCCACUCUUUGAAAUUCCUGCCAAGAGACAUCUUGGACUGGUUGUAUUUCGCCUGAAGGGUCCCAAUUGGCUGACAGAACAACUUCUGAAAGAACUGAGCAGUUCUGGCAGGCUCUUCCUCAUUCCAGCAACCAUCCAUGACAAGUUCAUCAUUCGCUUUACUGUGACGUCUCAGUUCACAACCAGGGAAGACAUUCUGCAGGACUGGAGCAUCAUUCAACACACUGCAGCCCAAAUCAUUAGGCAGAAUUAUGGGUUGCACUACAUCAGUUCUGGUGAUGGGGCAGGAAUCCCCACUACAAUAGUUCAGCCUACUUCUGAUGCCAUUAAUGAUGUUCCUCAGCUUUAUUUAGAUGGAGGGAAAUACAAAACACCUUCCAGAAAAACAGUGGUUCAGCCUAAGAAAUUAUCAGUAAGUCCCAGUACGUGUGUGAUUAGUCAGCAGGUGAAAGGUCAGGAGGAUCCUCUGGAUGACUGUUUUCCAGAAGAUGCCCAAGAUGUUACCAAACAUAAGUUAACCUCUUUUUUAUUCAGUUAUUUAUCUGUUCAAGGCAAGAAGAAGACAGCACGUUCCCUUAGCUGCACCAGUGUGCCAAUGACUGGUAAUCUGGAGCAAUGUAACCCCAAAGCAGCAGCCACUGACAAGAAGGAGUCUCGUGCAAACGCCAGAGUUCUUUCCAGGCUGCCUGAAGACAUGAUGAUAUUCAAAAAAGGUGCCUUCAAAAAACUAAUUAAAUUCUACAGUGUCCCAAGCUUUCCAGAGUGUAGCAUUCAGUGUGGCCUUCAGCUGCCUUGUUGUCCUUUGCAGGCCAUUGUUUAACAAGUAAGACAGCUUGGUCCUUAGAAAGAGAACCAAAGUUUGCUUAUUCACAUGCAAUACUACAUGUUCUUUUGUUCAAAAUGUGUGUUGUGGCAAUGACCACUGAAAAAAUGCCUGUGCUUUUACUGCUGAAAACCUCAUGUAUUUAUAGAUUAAAAUGUCAAAUAAAUCUUGUAGGCCUAUA